Molecule: messenger RNA, 2205 nt
Organism: Neltuma alba
Lineage: Eukaryota; Viridiplantae; Streptophyta; Magnoliopsida; Fabales; Fabaceae
Product: serine/threonine protein phosphatase 2A 57 kDa regulatory subunit B' kappa isoform
Exons: 3
Coding region: 403-1920 (505 amino acids)
Biological process (GO): signal transduction
Cellular component (GO): protein phosphatase type 2A complex
Molecular function (GO): protein phosphatase regulator activity
Source: RefSeq, a predicted model, not a curated record
GGCUGUAUAAUUGUGUGUUAACUUCUUGGUUUGGUAGUGACAGAACUGCUGUGCCUACAGUUUCUGUCUUUCUGAAUGACGUGUCUCCUCUCUUAUUCUAUUGAAUCGAGGGGGCAGAAAGUUGGGGGCCAUUCAUGGGGAUCGAUCAUUGAAAUCUCCUGCUUGGGUCUCCCUCCAUUCUCCAACUAUUGCAACUCCCAAAUCUCCAUUUUUUUGCUCAUCAAUUUCACCUUCUCACGCUGCAUUUUCUCUCUUUCCGGAGGAGCACCCUUUUUGGGUUUGAUCUCCGCGGAAAAUAUUGAAGGCCUUCAUUGAAUUGCUCUACCUCUCUUCCUCCUUAGUGGGGUUUGUCUCACUCCAAAGAUUUCAGGUGUUCCUCUGCUGGCUUGCAGCACUACCAUUAUGCUAAAGCAAAUUCUUAGCAAAUUGCCUAAGAAGGUGCCAAAAUCUGACCCAUCAGAUACUACACGGAGUGAUUCUGGGAAUCCCACGAGCUUUGGGAAUGUCUUUCAAUGUACAAAUGUUGGGACUGCCAUUUCGAGCAAGUUAAAUGUUGUGAAGCGGGUAUCGUCAGCGGUUUUCCCUGCAAGCAUGGGUGCUGGUGUGGAAGCAGUUGACCCACAUCUUUCCUUCAAAGAUGUUUCAAAUGCACAGAAGCAAAACAUGUUUAUCAGUAAGUUGAGUUUUUGCUGCAGUGUUUAUGAUAUGAGUGAUCCUGAUAGGAACUGCUCAGAGCUAGAUCUUAAACGUCAAACACUGACAGAGCUUGUAGAUUUUGUUUCUUCUGGAUCCGCAAGGUUUACGGAACCAGCAAUUUCUGCCAUGUGUAAAAUGUGUGCAAGCAAUUUGUUCAGGGAUUUCCCACCCAAGUUUCGUUCUAGUUCUACUGGUGGUGAAACAGCAGAUGAAGAACCAAUCUUUGAUCCUGCCUGGUCCCACCUGCAAGUUGUUUAUGACCUCCUCCUUCAAUUUAUCAAUCACAACUCUCUUGAUGUGAAAUUGGCAAAAAUGUAUCUUGACCAUGCUUUCAUUCUGAGAUUGCUGGACCUUUUUGAUUCUGAGGACCCUAGAGAAAGAGACUCCCUGAAAGCAAUCCUGCAUAGGAUCUAUGGGAAAUUUUUAGCACACAGGCUUUUUAUACGGAAAUCAGUUAGCAACAUUAUCUACCGGUUUGUUUUCGAGACUGAACGUCAUAAUGGAAUUGCUGAGCUUUUGGAGAUAUUUGGGAGCAUUAUUAGUGGAUUUGCUUUGCCAUUGAAGGAGGAGCACAGAACAUUUCUAUGGAGGGUUUUGAUUCCCCUGCACAAACCCAAGUCCGUGGGUAUCUAUCAUCAGCAGUUAACAUAUUGCGUUGUACAGUUCAUAGAUAAGGAUCCAAAACUGGCUAGCACUGUGAUUAAGGGACUAUUGAAGUACUGGCCAGUCACAAAUAGUCAAAAGGAGUUAAUGUUCUUGAGUGAAUUGGAAGAGUUGUUGGAAAUGACUAGCAUGGUGGAAUUCCAGAAGAUUAUGGUCCCACUGUUUAGACGGAUAGGUGGUUGCCUUAACAGUUCCCAUUAUCAGGUGGCUGAACGUGCCCAUUUGCUGUGGAACAACGAACACAUCCUUAAUCUGAUCACUCACAAUCGGCAGGUGAUUCUGCCUCUCAUCUUCUCAGCUCUUGUACGUAACACCCAAAAUCACUGGAAUCAAGCAGUACUCAACCUGACUAAGAACAUCAGGAAGAUGAUCUCUCAGAUGGAUGAGGAUCUAGCGCUUGCCUGCCAACAUAACUUGGAGGAGGAAGAUUUGAAGUCAGUUGCUGAAGCCGAGAGGCGAAGAAUAACAUGGGAACGCCUGGAAGCUGCAGCCAAUGUUCAAUCUGUAGUUGGUGACAUUUUAGUUCCUAUAAAAUCUGCGGCAUGCUCUGUGGCCUGCUAGUUGCUUGAAUGCAUUAUAAUGACGAAACAAAUCACCAUCCAAGGAUGUGAUUGUUCAAAUAAUAUAGUGAUGUGUUUUUUCUUUGUCAUAUUUACUUAGGUUUUAAGUUGCCAAUAGGGUUGGUAAAUCAAAUUGUGCUUAGCACUUUAGAUUCUGCUUAGGUUCUUCCACAUACUGCUCAGUGGGUCAUUCAUUUUUUCUGCAAUUAUUUGCAGUGUCAGCACCUCUGUAAGUGUGACUUUUUCUCUAUUAGAGAUUAGAGAUUAAAUUAAAGAAUUGGGUAUA